UUCUAGAUUAUUACUGCAUAAUAUUCCUACAAAGUAGUGCCAUAGUUAAAAAUAUUGGAGAAAAAACAACGAUGGGAAAUAAGGCUAUGGAACUGAGAAAAGAGGCCAGGGAUUAUGGGAGAAAUUACGAAUACAAAAUGGCCGCACUUUUAGCAACAAGACUUGCAUUGGAUUCCACAGUGGCGGAUUUUCGCAUGGUGUGUAACAUAGAAGGAGUUGGAGACUUUGACGAUGUGGUUGUCGAAGUCGUAGACAAAAACGGGUCUGUAGAAGUAUUCUGCGUUCAGCUGAAACAUAAAGCCGAACACACACUGAGUCUUGAUUCGUUUCUCAAAAAGUACAAGAAAGCAUAUGAUAAAAUUAAUGAAAACAUAAACACACUUGCUAUCUUUGAAAACGUUAACGUGGACCAGGUACAUUUGAUACUGUACACGAAUACCAGCUUGAAGACAAAUAAAGGAAGCUCGAUAUCAAUGAGAAGUAUUCCCGGUACGGAGUUCCUAAAUACAUCUAAAAAACAAAAGACCGCAUCCGAGAUAAUCAAUCCUCCCACACCCAUGUUAGCUCUAUACGAUAACCAAGCAGAUGAACCACAACUUGACGCACUGAUAAGAACCGAGCUGUAUCAAAAGUUCAAAAAUAUUAACAACAUCUCUGUUGGAAGUCUGGUAAACUUUUUCUCGAAAUGGUCCCUCGGCAGAAAGAGUGAUAUUAUCGUACUCAAUAAAAAAAAUGUACAGGAAAGGUUACUGGAGUUUAUAUUGAUGCCGUACGUGGUCGAUCCUGAAAUAGGUACAGCUAAGGAGGAAGGUUCUUUGGAAACUUUACGAAAAACUUUGGUGGCUUUUAACGUGACCAACAUUUCCGAACCGACAUACUUAGAAAACGUUUUUGCGAUGAUAAGACAGAAGAUCAACGAGACCUGUGAGAUACAUAUCGAUAAAUCACUUCCCUGGAAUACCAAUAUCGCCCAAGACCAACUCGAUUCUAUAUAUAAACAGACUUCCAACAAGGAUAAAGAUCUCAUCAGCAGCGUUCUGAAAGAAAGACAGCAGUUUGUGCCACACCUUGUUUUGAGAGACCUCUACAUGUCAGCCUGGAAUAUUAGGUUAAUUCCUAUAAUUCUGGAUUGCAGAUCAUCCUCAGAAAUAGUGAUAGACGUUCUCAAUGCCUUCGAGAGCGCGUUGCAGAGCAUGAGUUUCAUUUUGAUAGGCGCCCAGCCACUUACAUUCGGCAAUUUCGACACCUUUGAAAAUUUGUGUUCCCUUAAGGAUGACGAACUAUUCGAGAAUAAUUUGGAGAUGCUUUCAGUUUCCCUUCAAGGCAAAUCCUACAUUUCAUUAAAAUUUUUGAGGGAUGCCAAGGAAGUUCUUAGUGAACUGAAACCGGAAACCUAUCUGUCUAUCAUUAGGACGCCUCCUGUCUUAGGUUACAAACCUGACCUAGGAGACUUUCACAUCGAGAGACAUUUGGUUAAGCCCACUUUUGAGUUAGCUCUACUCAAUAAAGAGAAUGUUUUCAAGAGGAGGAACCAGUCUCACAAAGGUGAUUUGUUCAUAAUUAUUGAAGGGGAGGAAGAAAAAAUACCGUGGAACCAGAUGACUUUACGAGUAUAUUUUUCCUAUAUUAACAGAAUGAACCUCAUAAAGUACUUGAGUAAUGUAGAAGAAAAUACAGCAAAUGACAAUAUUUAUAUUUUGACAAUAGACCAGACUCCGAUUCUCUUAAAACUUGCCAUGGAUUCCAUUAAACCCCUACACGACUGUACAGGGAAGAGCGUGCACAUUCUGAAAUUGGAAACGAAUGGUCGUUUAGAGUGGUUAAGAUCUGAAGGAUCAGUUGGUAUUUUGCAAGACCAAUCCACGAGUUUCAAUAGAGAUAGCACAAUCAGUGAAUACGCACUCGCCCAAGAACAUAUAUCCAAGUUAAAGAUUAUCAGCAGUAAUGCAGGAAUGGGAAAAACGAACUUGCUGAAGAGUAUGGCUUACCAUCUCGAAGAGAACGAAUGGGUGACCUACGUGAAUCUGAGCGAUCACAUCUCACUAAUAGAAUCUUGUGAAUCAAAGGCGCAUAUUUUACAAUACUUGUGUAACCAACAGACAAAGAACUGUGAAGAUUGUCUGAGACCGUUUGCCAUGAGUCUGAUGAUACACUCAUUAAAGGACCACAUGACUUGGAUGUUUGAUGGUUACGAUGAGGUGGCUUCAACAAAAACGAUGUCUCUCUUGAAAUCAAUGUCAAACAUGAAAUUGUGGGUCACAACCAGACUUACGUUCAAAGACGAGCUGGAAAAGGAACUUGGUUGUUUAGCUUAUGAACUGACCUGCUUCAGCACUAGUGAUCACACGAACUUUCUUCACCAGUACUUUGAAAACCACCACAUUUUGAAAUACGACAAAACGCAAAUCGAUAGCAUAGUACAGUCGAUCAAAAAAUGUACAUCUUUCUUAGACGAAUCAUUCGUGGGAAUUCCUCUGCAGACGAAAAUGUUCGCAGAAGUGUUUGGCAAUGAUCCGAGCGAGAACGAAGAUGAGGUGUUUACCAUUGCAGCGGUGUAUAACAAAUUCAUAAAUAUCAAGUUGAACGAAUAUACUUCGUAUGAAGCCACGAGUUUGAAAAGAACGCUGUCUAAGCUGGCGUUGAAGCUUUUCUAUACCAGAGACAGCUUGGAAAAUCUUAUAGACUUUGACGACCUAGAUGAGGAUUCUGUUGCAUUUAAAGAGAGCUAUAAAAAAGAUUCGAUCGUGUCAGGUAUCAGUGAUAAUGGUGAAGUUCUUUUUGGCCACCGAACAUUUGCAGAAUUUUUAGCAGCUCAGUGGUUAUCGAAGAAAAUUAUGGAUAAAAAAAUCCCUGGCAAUUUUGACCAGAGCUGGUCACCGCUGGUGAAGAUGCUUUUUUAUCAUGAACUACAACCAGUUAGAUUAUUCUUCGACAGGAUUUUAUCAGAAGGUUUGAGCUUACAUUCAGCAGUUUUAUCCAACGAUAUGACAAAAACUACAGCUCUUCUCGAAUCCAACGUUGGUGUUACUGAUCGGGAUAUCCUGGGUCGAUCAGCUCUGCAGGUAGCAGUUACCCACGGAACAUUUUACGACCUAUACAAGGCAAGCAGUAUCCAGGGGAUCAACAACAUUACUUCACACUCACACAUUGAAUGGAAAGAGUCUGGUAUUCAUACAAGAAUUCUUAGAAAAGAUUCCCAGCAAAUCUCCUUAGAAAUUAUAGAAAAAUUACUUGAAUAUGGAUUGAAGAAUACCAAAGACAGAUUUUUUGGAUACGACCUUUUCGAUUCCGCUAUGAAAUCGUGUUCUUUAGAAGUUGUUGAGAGUCUCUAUAAAAAAUUUCCUAAAGAGGAACUAUUAUUCGAGAAGGAGUUUAUAUUUGAAGUUUUCGUUUUUAUCAUAGUCCACAGGAAUUUUCAUCAAAUUUUUAGUAAAAGAAACUGCCAAAAGUUUGGCGAAACUUCACAUUUUGAUGAUUUUCAGAUCAGGGAUAUGUUUUUGAAAAACAAAGAGCUAUUGCAAGCGAAGUAUAAUGACCAAUACUUAUCGGAAAUUGCUUCUGGGCAAGGGAGUAAAGAAAUACUCUCUAUUCUUUUAUCAAAAAAAAUUCUGACUAUCGACCAAGGCUUCCCUCUACAUAGAGCUUGCCUUAAUGGCCAAACCGACAUAGUGCGGAUGCUACACGAUAUGGGAGCUGAUGUGAAUAAGAAGGAUGUUGGAGGAAACAACCCUAUAUUUUCGUCAGGCAUUCAAAAGAGGUCAGAUGUAACUUACCAACUUCUCAAAAAGUUCAAUUUAUUAGAAAUGAUAAAAGAGAAGAAAUCAUCACUCACUCCUCUCCACUAUGCCUGUCAAGGUGGGCACUUGAGUUGUGUGGAAGCUCUGCUCGAAAUGGGAGCUGAUGAAAGCAAGCUUGAUGGCUUCGAUUUCAGCCCACUGCAGUACGCAGUUACCUACGGACAUUCUAAAAUAAUCAGGGCAUUAGUAACAAACAGAGAGUUUCCCAGAGAACAAAUACUUCAGGCCUGUUCCACUGCUUCUUCCUCCAAUUACCGAGACUGUGUAAGUGUACUGCUCGACUACAUUGAUGUUAAUACAAUCGACAACGAUGGAAAUACUUUCCUGUUGUUGGCUAGCAAAUCAGGCAGCUUAGAUGUCAUUAAACACCUGACCGCAAUUGAUAAUUGUGAUUUAAAUGUAUUGAAUACGCAAGAGAAGUUCCAGGAAGUUGUGCAUUGGGCUCAAGCCAAUAACCACGCUCUCCUCUCAGUAAAACUCAUUUCGCUGGGACCAAAACCCUUGAACUCAGCAAAAGGGGGAGUGGGAGCUUUGCACUUCGCUGUGCGACAAGGUCAUUCCGAGUGUGUUGAAGCUUUGCUCGAAGCAGGAGCUGAUAAGCAUCUCAAGGAUGGAUUCGAAGGGUUGGGAUACACACCUCUGGUUUGGGCCAGUUUGUACGGAAAGAGUAGAAUAACUCAAAUAUUGCUUUCAAGGACAUACAGGAAAGAGCAUGCGCAGGAAGUUGAACUCGCCUUGAUCUGGGCAUCGAUGUUGGGGUACCACGAGUGCGUGGAACACCUUCUUGAAUUGGACGACAUAGUUCAGGAUAGCUCUGGCGUUUCUAAGGCGAUCAUUACCGCCGAGUUUGGCUUUGAUGCAAGAGAUAUCAACUUGGAUGGAAAUAUUCCAAUGUUGCUGGCAGGAAAAAACUGCCAACUGAAAGUCAUACAGUUGCUGUGUGCGAAAAAGUACAAAAACAACAGUAAUCUGAAUGACGCCCUACACUGGGCUGUGAAAACUGGGGAUGUGAGAUGUGUGAAGGGUUUACUGGAAUUAGGGGCGGAUGCCCACUCCAGAGACAACAUCACGGGUAUGGGUUACAUUCCCAUUGUGUGGGCAUGUCUAUACGGAAAGUUGGACAUAGUCAAACUCUUUCUGGAAAACAAAGAUAAGGACUACCUGGAAUUCAAAGACCUCCACUUGGCACUAAACUGGGCUUGCGUUGGAGGUCACAACGAAAUUGUCAAACUGCUUCUUGAGUUUGGUCUCGAUGUGAACGUUAUUGAACCCAACUUAUCUAGAAAUAGUCCUUUGAUAUCUGCGUGUCAACAGAGAGGUACAGUCGAAACCAUAGAUCUACUGAUAUCAUACAAUUGCGACUUGACCAUCAAAAAUGAUGAAGGGAAAACUGCGUUGGAUAUUUGUUUGGAAAGACAGAAUUUUUCAUUCGCCAAGCGAAUCUUAAUGGCCACUAAAAAAGAGGAAUUUUAUCUAGUGAAAGGCACGAUAAAUAAAGAAAAUUUAGAGGAAACUGUGAAAUGGGCGGAGCGUGAGAACGACCCUGAAUUCAUAUGUAAAUUAGCUGAAUUGAUGACUGAACAUAUGUCUAAUUAGUUUUUCAGUUAAACUUUUUAUAUUACCUAGUUAUAUUAGUUUGUAAAAUUUUCAAGUUCACAAUAAACAAUUAUAUGACAA
Leptinotarsa decemlineata (Colorado potato beetle) is the source of this 5474-nucleotide messenger RNA. RefSeq lists its product as uncharacterized. The record is from RefSeq and is a predicted model, not a curated record. Gene Ontology annotation, molecular function: protein binding. NCBI's taxonomy places the organism in Eukaryota, Metazoa, Arthropoda, Insecta, Coleoptera, Chrysomelidae.